AGUCGGCCUGCCCUGUCUGCUUCGGAGCGUGCUGGGAGUUCUGGGGGGAGAAAACGUCGAGGGGAAGGCUACUAACCAGGGGGGGGAAGUCUGUGCGUGUCCGAACUGAAAAUCACUUCCAGAAAGCACGCACACAUUUACGAUUGAAGCCGACCUCCAAGCCUGUUGGAUCAGUAACUGGUACUAUUUAUCUGAAAAAAAAGAAAAAAAAACGGAGCCUAAAACUUGCAAGAUUGUUCUUUUCUUCUUCUGUGGUAACAGCAUCGGUGCUGUUGCGCCGUGCCGACCGCUCACAUAGUUGAGGGGAUUCAUUGGUUGUAGCAGGGUUGCGCAUUGGCCCUGCUGUGUUUCCACCUCGUAUCCAGAGGGAAGGGGAACAAUGAAGUAGUUAACGUUUUCCUCUGGCUACCAAGUCUUGUUGCAGAGUUAAAUCUAGUUAAAUAAUAUUGUUUUUACGUCGCGCUUCUUCGUCCUCUGGUGAUUAUUUCUACCGUAUUGGGAUGCGUCGGCUGCAGUAGGAUCCUGCUUGUUGACAAACAGUUUUUACAAGAAGUUUACAACGAGCUUCGGGCACGGAAAGACAGAAAAUGUCCACGUCGAGGUUCAAAAAGGAUAAAGAAAUAAUCGCGGAUUACGAGAGCCAAGUCAAAGAGAUCAGAGCUCAGUUGGUGGAGCAGCAGAAAUGUCUGGACCAACAGACAGAAAUGCGAGUCCAGCUGCUGCAGGACCUCCAGGACUUCUUCAGAAAGAAGGCAGAGAUUGAGAUGGAAUAUUCCAGAAACCUGGAGAAGCUGGCCGAACGCUUCAUGGCAAAGACUCGCAGUACCAAGGACCACCAGCAGUACAAAAAAGACCAGAACCUGCUAUCACCUGUCAACUGUUGGUACCUGCUGCUGAACCAGGUGAGGAGGGAGAGUAAGGACCAUGCAACUCUGAGUGACAUCUACCUCAACAACGUCAUCAUGAGGUUCAUGCAGAUCAGCGAGGACUCCACACGACUGCUCAAGAAGAGUAAGGAAAUAGCUUUCCAGCUCCAGGAAGACUUGAUGAAAGUCCUAAAUGAGCUAUACACAGUGAUGAAGACCUACCACAUGUACCACUCAGAGAGCAUCAAUGCUGAGAGCAAGCUGAAGGAGGCCGAGAAGCAGGAGGAGAAGCAGAUCAGCAGGGCUGAUCCCGUCUUCAGCAUACGGAUGGAGGACAAAUACCCGAGACGCAGCUCUGUGAAGAAGAUUGAGAAGAUGAAAGAGAAGCGUCAAGCCAAGUACUCGGAGAACAAGCUGAAGUCGAUCAAAGCACGAAACGAGUACCUGCUGACGCUGGAAGCGACAAACUCAUCCGUUUUCAAAUAUUACAUUCACGACUUGCCAGACUUGGUUGAUUGCUGUGAUUUAGGGUAUCAUGCUAGUUUGAAUCGGGCCUUGCGAACCUACCUGUCAGCAGAGUACAACCUGGAAACCUCCCGCCACGAGGGUUUGGACAUCAUCGAAAAUGCAGUGGACAGCCUGGACCCACGAAGUGACCGACAGAGGUUCAUGGAGAUGUACCCUACAGCCUUUUGCCCACCAGCAAAGUUUGAGUUCCAGGCUCACAUGGGUGAUGAGGUUUGUCAGAUCUCAGUGCAACCACCAGUGAAUGGGGAGCUCAUCCUGAGGUUUCAGCAGCUGCAGUCUCGCCUGGCUACCCUGAAGAUCGAAAACGAAGAGGUCAAAAAGACAUCAGAGGCCACCCUGACCACCAUCCAGGAUAUGGUAACCAUUGAGGACUACGAUGUGUCCGAGUGCUUCCACCACAGCCGGUCCACAGAAUCAGUCAAGUCCACUGUGUCAGAGACGUACCUGAGUAAGCCCAGCAUUGCCAAGAGGAGAGCCAACCAGCAGGAGACGGAGCAGUUCUACUUCAUGAAAUUCCGCGAGUUUCUGGAGGGCAGUAAUCUCAUCUCCAAACUUCAGGCCAAACACGACUUGCUGAAGAGGACGAUCGGCGAUGGCCACAGAGCUGACUACAUGACCACAAGACAUUCCAACGGGCUGCUCAAAACCCACACAGGCCCCCGGCGGGGUCGACCCCGCUCUGUUUUUAAUGUUAGAUUAUUUAAUGGCAAUUUGGAGUCGUUUAUCAAGGACUCUGGACAAGCUAUUCCCCGUGUGGUAGAAAGCUGUAUUCGCUACAUAAAUCUUUACGGCCUCCAGCAUCAAGGAAUAUUUCGUGUUCCUGGAUCCCAACUGGAAGUCAAUGACAUUAAAAACUCAUUUGAGAGAGGAAACGACCAUCUGACUGAUGAUGAGAAUAAUCAUGACAUCAAUUCGGUGGCUGGCGUUCUCAAGCUGUACUUCCGCGGCCUGGAGAACCCUCUUUUCCCCAAAGAGAGGUUCAAUGAUCUGCUGUCGUGCAUCAGAAUAGACAACUUGUAUGAGAGGGCAUUGUACAUCCGUAAGAUCCUCCUGACCAUUCCCAGAUCUGUCCUGGUUGUAAUGCGCUAUCUCUUUGCCUUCCUCAACCAUUUGUCCCAGUACAGUGAUGAGAACAUGAUGGAUCCGUACAACUUGGCCAUAUGUUUUGGCCCCACACUCAUGCCCACCCCAGACUGCCAAGACCAGGUCUCCUGCCAAGCUCAUGUCAACGAGAUUAUCAAGACCAUCAUCAUCCACCACGAGAGUAUCUUUCCUGACACCAAAGAACUGGAUGGGCCCAUCUAUGAGAAGUGCAUGGCCGGUGGAGACUACUGUGAGAGCCCCUACAGUGAGCAUGGAGCUCUGGAGGAGGUGGACAACGAGGGAGGGGCAGAAACACACACCAGUGAGGACGAGGGUGAGCCUAUUGAAGCCAUUGCCAAGUUUGACUACGUUGGGCGCUCCUCUCGGGAGUUGUCCUUCAAAAAGGGCGCCUCCCUGCUGCUUUAUCAGCGGGCGUCGGAGGACUGGUGGGAGGGACGGCACAACGGCAUCGAUGGCCUGGUGCCACAUCAGUACAUUGUAGUCCAAGACAUAGAUGACAACUUCUCAGACACUCUGAGUCAGAAGGCUGACAGUGAGGCCAGCAGCGGCCAUGCUGGGGAGGAUAAAUGCUCAGGAAAAGACAUCAGCUCACCCAGCGACACCAGAAUCUCUGAGGCUUACAUCACUAGCAGGCACAGGAAAAGAUCAGACCCCCCUUCUCGGCGGCCCCCCACCCGCCCCAGUGACGUCCACUGCAUGGUGCACACUUCUCAGCAGGGUCACUGUGGGACCCCAGAGAUGGGCUCUCCAGUUCUGGGACACUUUAACCCACGGGACAUGCUGCGAAGUCGCAAUCACAUGCCCAUGGACAGCCCCGAGCGCCGCCGCCGCACUGGCCACGGCAGUCUCACCAACAUCAGCCGUCACGAGUCCUUGAAGAAGAUGGAGAGCCCACCGAUCCGCCGCUCCACCUCUUCGGGACAGUAUACAGGAUUUACUGAUGCACAUCACCACCACAGUGGCAAGCCCCUGGAUCCGGAGACCAUCGCACAGGACAUAGAGGAAACCAUGAACACUGCUCUGAAUGAGCUGCGUGAGCUGGAGCGGCAGAGCUCAGCCAAGCAUGCCCCCGACGUGGUGCUGGACACCCUGGAGCAGCGGCAAACCUCGGGCAGCAGCGGCCCCACACCGGCCAGCUCCAGUGAGUCCCUGAGCCCCAUACACGGUGUCAUGCUGAGGUCGACCACCAACCCCGAACCUCCCAUCCGCCGCAGCACUGGUUCCUCCAGCGAUGCCAUGAGCACCUUCAAGCCGGUGGUGGCACCACGUAUGGGGGUGCAACUCAAACCGCCUGCUCUCAGGCCCAAACCUAUGGUGCUACCCAAGACCAGCCAGGCGCCACAGCCCCCUGCUGCAUCUGCUCAGGACCCUCUGGACAAGUCCUGCACCAUGUAACCUCCGAGACAGGAAGUAGAGAUGUAAAGCAAACACAACCAGUCUGUUUCAAGAUGUCUAGUUUAUAGAUGUAAUAGUACAAAUAAUUUCUGAGAACUUGUAAAAUUCUCUGACCUGGAAAGGAAAAUAAUUUUUGUAGUGUUCUGAAGCUGAAAACAAGAUUGUGAAACGGACUUUGAUGUGAUCUGAAAGACCUUUGUAGGCUGUAGUUGCAACAUAGACAGAUUUGUCAGCCAGUCGGAUCUCCUGUCUUUACAAUGUGCGGAUAUGUUAAAAUGCUUAGGUUAAUACUAUCUAACAUAUACAUUUUUUAAAAAAUGAAUCUGAACAACAAAUCACAAAGGCUUCCAUGAGAGUUUUAGAAAAUGUUUCUUUUAGUUUAGUUUACAGAUAUUAACGAAUUGAACAAAAUCCUGUGCAUGCAGCUUUUUGGUUUACCACUGAGCCUGUGAGGGAGUUUGAGAAGAGCUGGACUAGUCACAGAGACAAAAAUCCAGAGGAUUCUCUUUGUUUUUACCUGGGAGGUGCCCUUGAGGGUGUGAAAUGUUUAAAAGUUCUUAGUGGUUUUGAGAUUUUCAAAUGUUUAUUAUAAUGGUGCUGUGAUAACCUGGCAGAAAUGGUUUAAAGGUUGGACUGAUGAGGUGCAGAAAGAGCACCUAACAACUUAUUUAUUAACGGUACUCUGUUAAUAAAUGAUUAGUACUGACACCACUAUGCUUUUUUUUUUAUCUGCAGCUUAUUUUGGCAAGGCAUAACAUUAGUUAUGUCUCAGAAAGAUCUACAGAGAUCUCUGCGCUGGCCUAAUUUUUUAUUUGAUUUAUUUGAACAGUAUUCUAUAUUGCCUGGAAAGAGGUAUGAUAAUUGGAUGAAACCACUACUUCUUCGAACUUUGUACACUUCAAUGCAUCCCUGAAUUCCUGCAUCAAUACCUAAUAUUGUAUGUAUGCCUUUACAUCCGUAUAAUCUACAGGGAGAAGUGUGAAUAAUUAUGAUAAACAGAUUUUAUUAUACAGUGUGGACCACAUGCCAUAGCUUUCUGUAUGCCUUGCUUGGCUUUAUCUACCCAAAGACAUGAGUGUUUAAGUUAAAGCAUGGAUGUUGAUACUUCAUAUUCAUGGUUGUGUAUAGAUUCAAGGCAGUGCCCUGUGGGAGUGCAGCCGGUAGCCAUGGACCUAAUGACUGUUAGAGUGAAAGCCUUGUCAGAUGUUCACCGUGCUCCUUCUGCCUCUCUGUAUAAGGGUGUCUGAAAGCAGCAGCUUGCUUUGAGCCCCUGAAGUCUGUUUUUGUUUCUUUGUUUUUUUCUUUUUUAUGUCCAGAUGAGGAUGUCACUUAUGAUCUUUUUGUAUUGCUUUUAGAAUGAUUUAAAAUUUCUCUAUGAAUUUAAUGAUGUGGAACAAGAAACAAGCAUCCCAUGUCAGUUUGCUGCCGAGCGAACAUUAAGAUGCAAUAGCCUCAUAAAAUCAUUUGUGCCAUAGUUCCAGCUGUGUGGCUGCACCCAUGUAUGUGUUUUUUUUUUUUUUUUUAACACUUCUGUACUGUAGAAAUAGCUGCUGGGUGCAUGUCGCUGGAAUUAAUGGCUAGCAUUAGUAUUACAUUUAGAAAAGACUUGGUUUGCAAUGAAUAAGCAAUGCUCUCUAACAACAGGUUUACACUAUUUUUGACUUGACAAACAUUGUUUGUAUAAUAAUCAAAAGUUAAUUACUAACUUUCCUUAUUUUUGUAAUGCUUUUUUCUUAAUUUUUUUUUUUCUGGGUAGAAAUCACUUAGAGCCGCAGAUGUAGAAGAAUGAUCCAGAGAUGCAGGGGUCCCACCUACAGUAUGAAGCCAGUUGUAUAAACGAAUGUGUGCUCUCGUCACCGUGUAACAUCAUCAGUAGGACUCAGUCUGUAGGCUUUAAGCUGCUCUGUGGUGUUAUGUACAUGUAGUAUGUACUUGUGAAAGUGCCUUUGAAAAUGUUUUAGAGGAACUUCAGACAUUCUGUCCUGUUGCAUUUUCAUAUUAGAUGCUGUGUUUUUGACUAAAUGCAGCAGAGGAAAUAGAAGACAUGAUGACAUUUUCCAGUAUAUAGCAGAAUUAACAAUAAAACAGCUUACACAUUGUGACAUUGCACUUUUAUGUAUAUAACUGUAGAUAUGGCAUGUUAUAACAUUUAGAGUUCUUUCCUUUGAAAAUCUCUUUAAUAAAGGAGAUAGUUUGUUGA
Melanotaenia boesemani (Boeseman's rainbowfish) is the source of this 6093-nucleotide messenger RNA. RefSeq names its product SLIT-ROBO Rho GTPase activating protein 1a (gene srgap1a). The transcript has 22 exons. Gene Ontology annotation, biological process: negative regulation of cell migration; signal transduction. Bases 588 to 3893 code for a protein of 1101 amino acids. NCBI's taxonomy places the organism in Eukaryota, Metazoa, Chordata, Actinopteri, Atheriniformes, Melanotaeniidae. Gene Ontology annotation, molecular function: protein binding. Gene Ontology annotation, cellular component: cytoplasm. The record is from RefSeq and is a predicted model, not a curated record.